AUGACAACUCAGUUUCGACGUGAUGGUCAUAAAUUUAUUCCAAUAGAAAUAGAAGAAAAUAAUAUAUAUCCUGGAGUUCUUAAGAUUCUACAUGAAAUCAGGCCGGAGUGGCCCCAGGAUAAAAUAAAUUUUAAGCUUUUUACCGACGGAAUUACUAAUAAAUUAGUGGCCUGUGAAAUACGUGAUAAAACAGACAAGAGUGACAACAUAGUAUUAGUUCGCAUUUAUGGAAAUAAAACCGAUUUAUUAAUUGAUAGAACUGCUGAAGUAAGAAACAUUACUAGACUUCAUUCACUUAACUUAGCACCAGAGAUUUAUGGAGUAUUUAAAAAUGGGCUUGCUUAUGAAUAUUAUCCUGGGAUGACCUUGACUGUUGAUAGUGUGACUGAUGUCAAAAUUGCUGCUUUAGUAGCUAAACAGAUGGCUAAAAUGCAUAAAGUUGAAUUAAAUACAGAUAUUAAAAAAGAACCAAUGAUAUGGGAUAAAAUCGAACAGUUUCUAUGUUUAGUGCCAGAACCAUUUACGGAUCCAACAAAACAAACAAGAUUUGCGAAUAGAUUCGGAACAAUAGCGAGACUGCGGAUAGAGUUUGAAAGGCUAAAAUCGCACUUAAUAAAGACAGAGAGCCCGAUAGUGUUUGCUCACAAUGAUUUGCUUCUAGGAAACGUGAUCCACAAUGAAUCUAAUGGGACUGUAUCAUUUAUAGACUAUGAAUAUGCGGCCUAUAAUUAUCAAGCUUUUGAUAUAGCAAAUCAUUUCAACGAGUUUGUUGGAUUGUCUUUGGACGACAUUGACAAUAAUAGAUACCCGAAUAGAGAGUUUCAAAUGUUUUGGAUCGAGACGUAUUUAAACGAAUAUUUAGAUACAAGAGAUGAAGAUGUAAUCAAAUCAAAAGCCGAAGAAAUAUAUAUAGAAGUUCAAAAGCUAUCGCUGGCGUCGCAUUUUAUGUGGGGCAUAUGGUCGCUUGUCCAAUUUGAGCAUUCCAGUAUUGAUUUUGAUUUUGGCAGAUAUGCUGACAUUCGUCUAAGCAGAUACUUUGAACUUAAAGACACAAUGCGUUUGAUCUAA
Messenger RNA from Pieris macdunnoughi, 1068 nucleotides. The record is from the annotation of a GenBank genome assembly. NCBI's taxonomy places the organism in Eukaryota, Metazoa, Arthropoda, Insecta, Lepidoptera, Pieridae.